AUGGCGAAGGAAAGCGGCCACGACUUCGAUGUCGACGCCCUGUCGGCCGGCACCUGGGUGUCGCAAGAGACGCUGCGGAAGUUCAUGGCGGCGACGAACGACCGGAAGCAGUAUCGUUGCUCCACGCACGAGGUGAGCUUGCCUGUGUCCUUCCUGACGGCGUGCCAGAUGCUGAACCUCCACGAGGUCUUCAGCGCACAUGAUCCUGUCCAGAUUCGCGUGCGGGGGUGUAUCGCGCAGUGCCGUGGGUUGGCGACGGACGAUAGGAGCAGCGUGCAAUACUGGCGCUCCGUCCUGCGGGCCGUGAUUAUCAUCCACGCUACACGCCGGUACGAAUACGCACCGUCCGUCGUGCUGGGUGUGUUGAAUAGGAGCAACGUGUUGGACACAUUCGACGGCGGGGACUACUGUCAGGAUUUCGAAGAGAUGGUCGCUUUCGUGCAGCGCUCUGCGGCGGGGGCGAGCUCCGGUCGCGUGGACGCGCCGGUGCUGGACUAUUGCUGGGACAGGGUGAAGAACUGGCGUGGCUUCGGCGGCGCGGGCAACGAGCCCGGAGGCAACGUGGACGGCUUCGUUGCCAAAAACGUUGCGUUUCAAGGUGUCCGGAAUAUUCUUCACCAUUGCGGGUUUGAGCAUGGGGCCCCGAAGGCGUUCGUGUUGGGGCCCAAUCCAUGCAAGUUGGCGUGCGUGCAUUGGCAGACGCCGUCCCCGUCGCGGGAACAGCAGGUCGCCAUGUAUUCUGCCGUGCUGGAAGGCGUCGAUGACUGCGUCGUCGCGUAUGGCGCGGUCUGGCGGAGGCUUCAUUCGGUCGACGCAGUUGUGCUGCAAGACAAUCUGUGCAAGGCCGUGGAAGUGCUGCAGACAGUCACUACCGGUCGCUUCUUCGGGAAAGCCCGUAAGUCGUCUUUGGCGCGGUUUGGCGUCGCCGUGGCGCCCGAGCGGGCUUUGUCUUCGCCGGAAUGCUCUGGCGACGAAGAGCCUGGUUGA
Messenger RNA from Prorocentrum cordatum, 987 nucleotides. Lineage: Eukaryota; Dinophyceae; Prorocentrales; Prorocentraceae. The record is from the annotation of a GenBank genome assembly.